CACUGAACGUAAUUAGCUAGUGCGCUGCUACACAUAAUACCACAAACUCAUUCUUAUCUUCUGCACUUCGGCAGCAAAACAAUACAGUGUCUUUUGUAAAAUGGAGAAAGCACAGCUGGUGUGCAUUCCCUUGCCUCUUAUGGGCCAUAUUGUAUCCGCAGUUGAGGUUGCAAAGCUACUUCUGACCCGCGAUCACCGACUCUCCAUCACGGUCCUUAUCCUCAACCUCUCUUUUGUCAACUCCAACCAGGUUCAUAACUACAUUGAAUCGUUUGAAGCUUCCUCUUCCACUAUAUCUAAUCGUCUCCAAUUCAUUGUUCUACCUGAAGACGAGACUGAAUUGUUUAAUUUCACUUCUUCUAUUGAGAUACAGAAACCCCAUGUUAAAGAAGCUGUGUUGAAGAUCACCCAGUCAAAGUUAAUCGCCGACUCACCGGCACCUCGACUAGCAGGUUUUGUUAUAGAUAUGUUUUGCACAACGAUGAUUGAUGUGGCCAAUGACUUUGGUGUUCCAUCAUUCAUUUUUUUUACUUCAGGUGCAGCUGUUCUUGGUCUCCUGCUUUAUGUGCAGAAGAUUCAUGAUGAAGAGAAAGUUGACCCUAUUGAGUUCAAGAACUCAGAUGCUGAGUUAUCAGUACCAAGUUUAGUAAAGCCAUUUCCUGCUAAGGCUAUGCCUUCUUCGUUGUUGAGUAGACAGUGGCUUCCUGUUUUACUUGACAACGCUAGAAGGUUCGGAGAAGCUAGGGGUAUUAUAGUAAAUACAUUCGUGGAGCUGGAAUCCUAUGCGGUUGAGUCUUUGAAAAUGAGUAUUUACCCUGUGGGACCCAUUUUGAAUGUGGGGUUGGAUGGAAGAAACACUCACCAAGAAAUCAUGCAAUGGCUUGACGAUCAGCCGCCAUCAUCGGUAGUAUUCUUGUGCUUUGGGAGCCAAGGAAGCUUUGGUGAGGAUCAAGUGAAAGAGAUUGCCUAUGCGCUAGAGUGCAGUAGGUAUCGAUUCUUAUGGUCCCUGCGACGACCAUCACCUCCGGGUCUCUUGCCAUCUCCAAGUGACUACGAGGAUCCACAGGAGGUCUUGCCUGAAGGAUUCUUAAAUCGAAUGACUGGAAUUGGAAAGGUGAUAGGAUGGGCUCCACAAGUGACUAUCUUGGCCCAUCCAGCCGUAGGAGGAUUUGUUUCACAUUGUGGAUGGAAUUCUGUGCUUGAAAGCAUAUGGUUUGGUGUCCCAAUUGCGACAUGGCCAAUGUAUGCAGAGCAACAAUUUAAUGCCUUUGAAAUGGUGACAGAGUUGGAAUUAGCAGUGGAAAUUAAAAUGGAUUAUAGGAAUGACAGUGGAGUAAUUGUGAAUUGUAAUGAAAUAGAGAGAGGAAUAAGAAGUUUGAUGGAACAUGAUAGCAAGAAAAUGAAGAAAGUAAAGGAGAUGAGUGAGAACAGCAGAAGAGCGUUAAUGGAUAGUGGAUCUUCAUACUGUUGUUUAGGUCGUCUCAUAAAAAAUUUUAUGGACGAUUUAACUUAAAAUAUUAGAUUUGGAACUUUCUCUUUGCUUCAUAAUAACAAAAAUAAAAUUCCUUGAUUGCUUAUCAAAAAAUUAUAAAUGUAUUACUUUUAAUUUUUAAUAUGCAUACACACAUAGUUUAUC
Molecule: messenger RNA, 1636 nt
Organism: Hevea brasiliensis (rubber tree)
Lineage: Eukaryota; Viridiplantae; Streptophyta; Magnoliopsida; Malpighiales; Euphorbiaceae
Product: anthocyanidin 3-O-glucosyltransferase 1-like
Exons: 1
Coding region: 101-1513 (470 amino acids)
Molecular function (GO): UDP-glycosyltransferase activity
Source: RefSeq, a predicted model, not a curated record